UCGGACAUAAUCGCUCAUUACAUGUCGGAAUGGCAAGCAACACAGACAUCUACUGGCAUCCGGCAUAUAGCUCUCCUCAUACGAAGGCUCGCUGAUAUUUACCAGCUAUGGGCGCCUAUGCAUGAAUUGGGCCUUAGUGUAGUUUAUACGAACACGUUUCAAGCCCAAGUGCACUCUCGUCUUCCGGCCGAGUUCGCAAAGGGUUUCAAAGAGCUUAUCGCAUGGACCAUACUGCCACCCACGACGGAGGGCAUGCCGGCCGAGGUUCAAGAUCCGAACUUAUGGUCAUCAUUCGAAACACUCGGCCUCGUUGACAGAUAUGAAAUGCUCAUCGCCAGUGUGUGCUAUGAGUACAUUGAGACCAAGGUGACAGAGAUGUGCGCUGGGAAAUGGGACGAGGCGAUGCUUCCUAUGGUUAGAUCCUGGAUGGCUCGUGAUGUCGUUAGUUGGAUGCUCAAGCCUUAUGCCCGCGGCGCGAAGACUAUGGAAGAAGCGCGUACUAUGCUGCAGGGCGUGGGCUCUCGUUUCGACUUUCACGCGUGUAAGGUACUCUGCGAUUUGAGAACAAGUGAAAUCUUCGACAUCAUCGUGGACUAUCCGGAUUCGGUGCCCGCGCUGGGCGAUCUCAAGGAAUGCCUGCUGCGUGUGGAUCAGCGUGCCCAACUUGUCCAAGCUCUCCGGAAAGCGAAUAAGAAGCGACUCUUGCACCCAGGAGCCGACACCCGAGACAUACUAACGCAAUAUGUAUCCACCAUACGCUGCCUCCGGAUCAUCGACCCGCCUGGAGUCCUCCUAUUCAAGGUAGCGGACCCGAUUAGACGAUACCUGCGGGAACGUCCCGACACUAUACGGUGUAUCGUGGCCAGCCUUGUGGGCGACGACUCGAGCGGUGAUUCGCUUGUGGACUCCGAUGAGCCUCCGGGACCCCUGCAACAGGCUGUUGCGGAGGAUUACACCGACCCCAACUGGGAGCCAGACCCUAUCGACGCCGGACCGGACUUCCGCGCCAAUAAGCCAAGCGAUAUUAUCAGCACACUCGUCAGCAUCUAUCCUUCUCACGAUUUGUUCGUGAAGGAGUUGCAGAUUCUACUUGCACAGCGGCUGCUGAACAUCAAGGAUGGUAACUUCGUUAAUGAGCGGCGGAACAUCGAACUCUUGAAAGUCCGGUUUGGUGAAGCACCGCUUCAAGUGUGUGAAGUUAUGCUGAAAGACAUGACCGAUUCGCGAAGAACGGACGAACACAUUCAAGCUCAGAACAGCUCUGUAUUGCAUCCCACAAUCCUUUCACAGCAUUUCUGGCCCGCACUCCAAUCGAGCGGUCUCAAUCUACCGUCACAAUUACAAAGUAUUCAGCAGGAAUACACGAAACAGUUCACGACCUUCAAGCCGGAUAAGAAACUCCGCUGGCUUCCUCACCUGGGCACCGUCGAUUUGGAAUUGCAGCUGGAAGAUCGUACUGUCAACGCCGAGGUCACGCCCCUGGAGGCCGCGCUCAUCGAACAUUUUAGCGAGAAACCUGUAUGGGACAUCGACGAUCUUGUGAAGAUUCUGGGCUCGGUCGACCGGACGGUGGUUCUCAAGGCGCUGAUUACAUGGGAGGACCUUGGUGUCCUGGCGGAAGAUGGCGAGACAACCUAUCGACUGCUCGAGGUCGCUGAACCCGCGGGUUCCAGCCGAAGAUUCGGUAGAGGAGCGUCUGGCCCUGGCAAACCGGCGGAAGAAGUUGCACCGGUGGCGUCCGUGCAGCAGCAGCAGGCGGAGCAAAUGCGAGUCUAUUGGAAGUUCAUCGAAGGCAUGCUCACGAAUCUCGGUGGUCUCGGUCUGGAUCGUAUUCAGACCAUGCUGAAGUUCGCCGCGCCUGGAUACGAUCGAAGCCCGGACCAGCUCGCGACAUUCAUGGAGGCAGCAAGAAGCGAAGGGCUAGUUAUCGCAAAGGACGGCAUAUGGAGGCUCAACAAGUGAAUACACCACUCUGUGUGCCUCAUGAAGCAGGCGUAGGCGGGCUCAAUAUAACAUAUAACAUAAAGAUAGCGAUCCACCCGAUUAUACCGAAACCCGUCAUAUGAGGAAGGUGAUUAUUCCUUGGAAGCAUCCAUUGCAACGCCGUGUUCCUAUAGACCAAUAAUGCGUGUUCCAAAAUCAGAGACGUGAUAUGCGAAGUUCAACCCCGGACAGCUCAUGAACAUGAGAGAUGCAGGUAUUUGCAAGUGAUGAGCCAAAGCUGCCACGUUUCGGGGUGUAAAUGGUCGCUUAACAAGGACCAGAUCAAUCGUU
Punctularia strigosozonata HHB-11173 SS5 is the source of this 2274-nucleotide messenger RNA. RefSeq names its product ubiquitin-protein ligase. Bases 22 to 1962 code for a protein of 646 amino acids. The transcript has 15 exons. NCBI's taxonomy places the organism in Eukaryota, Fungi, Basidiomycota, Agaricomycetes, Corticiales, Punctulariaceae. Gene Ontology annotation, cellular component: anaphase-promoting complex. Gene Ontology annotation, biological process: ubiquitin-dependent protein catabolic process. Gene Ontology annotation, molecular function: ubiquitin protein ligase binding. The record is from RefSeq and is a predicted model, not a curated record.